CCGCCGGCGAAGGGCCGGACGUGCUGGGGUGGUCGCGUUGGCAGCCGGGGAUCUUCGAAGGCUCCGGGAGCCCUGGGAAGCCCCGGAGAGGCGCGGGCGGAUGGCGCAAGGAUGGGCCGGCUUCUCCGAAGAGGAGCUGCGGAGGUUGCGGCAGAACAAAGAUCCAUUUGAGCCAGCUGAUCGACCGAAGCGUCACCCUGUGAACAAAAGUCGACAACAACUACAGCGGGAAAAGGUUCUUCAGCAACAAAGCCAAAAGCUUAGACUUCAGGAUGGUACAUCAGUUCUUCCAGAGCAGUUGCUUUCUGCACCAAAACAGAAAUCUGACCCAUCUCCUGCUCUCUUCACCUCCCCUGGUAAUAAUGAAAAGCAUCAGAGCAUUGGAAAUCAACAGAAAAAAGCAGGACUUGAGAAUUUCUAUAAUGACGAUAAAAAAGACGAGACUAUUACUCCAAAACCAAACUGUAAAUUGGAAAAAAAGAAAGUGGAAUUGCAAGAAAAAUCUCAUUGGGAAAUCCUCCAAGAAGAGCAACGACUCAUGGAAGAGAAAAAUAAACGAAAAAAAGCAUUUUUGGCCAAAGCUAUUGCAGAAAGAUCCAAGAGGACUCAGGCAGAAACCAUAAAACUCCAGCGGAUUCAGAAGGAGCUACAGGCUUUAGAUGACAUGGUGUCAGCUGAUAUUGGAAUAUUAAGGAAUCGAAUUGAUCAGGCAAGCUUGGAUUAUUCCUAUGCUCGGAAACGAUUUGACAAGGCAGAAGCUGAGUAUGUGGCUGCAAAGCUGGACCUCCAGCGGAAGACAGAGAUCAAAGAGCACCUCACUGAACACCUCUGCACCAUCAUUCAGCAGAACGAGCUCCGCAAGGCCCGCAAGCUGGAGGCGCUGAUGCAGCAGCUGGAAGUGGAAGCUGAUGAGGAGAGUCUGGAGCUGGAGAUCGAGGUGGAGAAGCUGCUGCAGCAGCAAGAAGAAGAAGGGAGAAGGCAGGCCAUCCUUGCAGAGGAGGCGCGGAAGCCAUCUAGGAAUGGUGUCUCUCUAGGAGUGGCGGACGAGGGAAACCAGACUGCAGAAGCAGCUGUUGGGCCACGGGUGGAGGGCCAGGACACAAAGGCAGAAUCCAGGGCCUGUUCAGACUCAGGCAGAACAGAGCAGGAAGGGAGAGCUGCUGUAGACACACUCCCCAUCAGUCAGGCCUCCUGAAGGGCCCCAGGUCGUGUCCUGACUCCCUGGAAUUCCUAGUAAAAACCCACAUAAAGCCAGGCUGGUAUAAUUUUGAGUCCACUUGUGAAGUGCCAAGUAAUACUAAUUGCAUUUUUAUUGUGAAGCAUGAAUGUAUUUAGUCGUGUCCUUCAUCUGGGCCAUAUGCUUGGGCCUGAAUUUAGUCAUCUUCAGUCCACUUUGUGCUACUGCUGCUGCCCACAAGAGACCAUGCAGUGGAGCAGCUUAUCUGCUUGGCUCAGUUUCCCCAGGGACCAUGUUUUCUCACCUUCAUCCAGGCCAUUUUCUGCAGGUGCUCACCCUCCCCCAGUCCACCUGGUUUUUACCUCUUUGUCAGAGAAUUUAAUUAAAGCACUACAUUAGUAUAUCUGAGGUGUAUUACUGAGAUGCUCUAUUGUUCCCCUGACUCUCUUUGUGACUUUCCUGAGCAUAACCAGCUUCCCAGGCCACCACUUCCCAAUACAUGUUAUUUCCCACAUUAAAAUAUAAGCUCUUUGAACCUUUCACUAGAAUGUUUGGCAGUAUAGUAAGUGCUUUUCAUUCAUUCAUCAUUCAUUUACUUCACCAUCCUAAAAAGCUGAUUUGAAGAAUGCAAGAAAAUAAGCUAUGUUGCUAGAAUUUUAACUUUUCUGAUCUUAAAAUUUUCAGUGUAGUACCUUACCUGAACUGUAUUAAAUUUUGCUGGGAAAAUUUGGUGGUAGUUCUUCAUUGACAUAGGGCUUUUAUUUGUUUGGGAGGGAGUGAUAUGUUAAGAAAGCAUCUGUUUCUCUUUUUUACCAUUGUGUUCCCUUUUCUAAAUAGGCUCAUUGUUGAAUGCCUCAUAUGGAUUACAGCAAAUUUUUUAAACGCUCCUUAAGAGGUGCAUAUUUGAGUUAUUAUACUGUUGACUUACAUUCAUUUUAUAAAUCACAAUGGAUACAUCACAUGAGUUUAGAGCAUUGGAUUGUUACCCCAUAAAGUUAUUUGAAGACUUUGAGGAAAAGUACUGUAUACAAAGCAGUAGGUUUCUCCUGUUAAUGUUAACAUUGUUUCAGUUGUGCAAAUUCAGAAAUUCACUUAACUCUCUUAUCAUAAGAAUGAAAAUGUCAUUUAAUAAGAUGUAUCAGGGAAUAACUCAGUACAUUAUUGCUGUUUAUGAUUAAAAAAUCUUGUUACUUUUUUUCUUAAUUUGCUUUGUGUGUUGGGAGUAAAUUAACUUACAUGAUAAAACAAAAUUUUAAAUUCUAUAGCUAAUAUUGAUUUGCUAUUACUUUAAUAAUUUUUCCAUUACUUACUGCUAAUUUGUUUGGCCAAUAUGUUUUUACUUUGUAUAACUUUCAUGUAAAUAAAUGCUACGGUCUCAUCAGAAUACCUAAACUAGGGUUUGGAUUUAAUUAUGAUCUAUAUGUCACAUACCCUAAGAAGUGUAAAGAUUUCUAAACAAGUCAUUUCAAAUGGGGAAAGAAAAUGUGCAAUAUUAAUAACUUCUCAGAAAAACAGGAAUAUUUUAUUUAAUGUAUGAACUUAUGGAUUGAAGUGUCACUUUACUAUCACUUUCUACUCCUGUGUAUGGAACUAUAUGUUGGUAUAUUAUUCAGUGUGAUUGAGAAAACCAGUAUUGUUACUGUCAAUCUUCAAAAUCUCAAACAUCUUAGUAAAAGUUGCAUUUAAGUUUAUGAAUUGUAUACAUAAAAUUGAAAUCUUCAGUGUCCAAGUUAAUCAUAUUUUUCUAAGAAAUAAACAGAUCAGAUGAAUUUAUUCCAUUA
Antechinus flavipes (yellow-footed antechinus) is the source of this 2958-nucleotide messenger RNA. RefSeq names its product golgin, RAB6 interacting (gene GORAB). The record is from RefSeq and is a predicted model, not a curated record. Lineage: Eukaryota; Metazoa; Chordata; Mammalia; Dasyuromorphia; Dasyuridae. Gene Ontology annotation, biological process: non-motile cilium assembly. Bases 101 to 1195 code for a protein of 364 amino acids. The transcript is spliced from 5 exons.